This is a messenger RNA of Ostreobium quekettii, 636 nucleotides long. The record is from the annotation of a GenBank genome assembly. NCBI's taxonomy places the organism in Eukaryota, Viridiplantae, Chlorophyta, Ulvophyceae, Bryopsidales, Ostreobiaceae.
AUGUCCUGGUUGCACAGCUGGCGUCCCCUCUCUUUUGGGCACCUGCUGCCCAGCAUAUCACAUCUUGGCAUGUUCCUGCAAACUCUGCCUGUUCACAGGGAGAGUGCAGGUGAAAUGCGGGGCGUGUUGGUGAGUCCGGAUACAAUAGCCACAGGAAUAACAAGCCAUGGUUACACCAGCAUGCCCACUGGUCAAGUGCCAAAACCAUGCUUGUGGGCAGGUCACCAACUGCUGCUGAAGCUCGCAAGCCCUUUCGCCAAAUGCAAAUCUGGCCGCAUACACAGCCAAGGGGAUCUGUAUGAGCCGGGCAUGGGCGCUCAGAGCCUCGUCGCCAAAGGGCCCUCGGGGAUGCCAACGGCAGUCCAUCAAGAUCCUGGUGGUCGACUGCUGUCGUGCAUCUCGAGAAGAAGUAAGCGAGGAGCGUCAAUUGCACUGCGCUUCGGGUCCAGAAGGAUGGUCGCAACAACAAAAUGGCCAAUGACUGCACUACCGGCCCAGUCAUGCCCCUGGGUGCUGUGCCAAACGACAUCGAAGCUCGCCGGCCAUGUCGCGAAGAGGAAAACCAGACACGCGCAGCCACAGCGAAGGAACUCGUCGAAGAGACGACACACGGGUGAUCAACCCCAGGGACUGUGA